Racocetra persica is the source of this 357-nucleotide messenger RNA. The record is from the annotation of a GenBank genome assembly. NCBI's taxonomy places the organism in Eukaryota, Fungi, Glomeromycota, Glomeromycetes, Diversisporales, Gigasporaceae.
GUGAAUUAGAUAAAGCCACAGUUACAAGAGCGUUUAAUGAACAACUCGAAUGGUUAAUAGAAAACGGGGUCGAAAGUGAACGGGAAAAGGCAAAAUAUUUAAAGAAACAAUUCCAGAUAAACCAUUAUAAUGGCUACAGGGACCCGUGGGACUACGUCUCCUGCACGGGUACUCCUGCUAUAGGGACCCGUCGGACUACGUCUCCUGCACGGGUACUCCUACUACAGACCAUUAUAAUGGUUGUAGGGACCCGUGGGACUACGUCUCCUGCUACAGACCAUUAUAAUGGCUGGACCCGUGGGACUACGUCUCCUGCACGGCACUCCUGCUACAAUCCCGCAACUACAUUGCAAUUAU